ACAAACAAUCAAACGAACAAACGAAAUUGCUUUAGUAUGUAAUAAAAUGGCGACUUCGAAUGCAGAUUCCUCAUCUUUGCCGUCGUCAAGUGCAAGUAGUAGCAGUAAAAGUGAUGAUAAUCUAACACCAGCUAAAAAGAAGGAAGAGCGGAUGAAGAGGUUGAAGGAGCUUCAUCUACGAAGGAAUGAGGCUAGAAAGCUGAACCAUGCUGAAGUUGUAGAGGAAGACCGUCGACUCAAGUUGCCCGCAAAUCAUGAGGCAAAGAGAAAACGAGCCGAAUGGAUACUGCAAGAUGAUGAAAAAAGGAAGGAAGCUGAGGCUCAGGGUCAGGAUUAUGACAGACUAAAACUCCUGGACGUAUCAGCAGAAGAAGCGGACAUACUUGAGAAAAAGAGGAAGAAGAAGAACCCUGACCAAGGAUUUGCAGACUACGAGCAAGCCAGUUUCCGUCAGUACCAACGAAACACCAAACAGAUGAAAGUGAAUAUGGAGGAGUAUCAGAGGCAGAAAGAAAAAAUGGGAGACGACAUGUAUCCAGGUAGGGAUACAAUCAUGCAAGGCAACUACAAAGACUCGGAAGAAGGUGUUGAUCGCAUGGUGAAAGAUCUGGAAAAACAGAUUGAUAAGCGCUCCAAGUACAGCCGGAGACGGGCAUUCAACGAGGAAGAUGAUAUUGACUACAUCAAUGAACGCAACAUGCGAUUCAACAAGAAGGCCGAGAGGUUCUACGGGAAGUACACCACGGAGAUCAAGCAGAACCUGGAGAGAGGGACAGCCGUGUAGUUGACGAAUCAGACCGACGGACCUAUAGUAGUGACCAGUGGCCAAUGUUAUGGAGUUGUAUAAUUGGCAGAAAUGCUGCUUUGACUCCGGCAAGGAAACUGUACCGACCUUGAUUCUAUUUCUGACGUGUCAAUAUGCCAAUAUGGCUUAGACAUAGAUGCCAUCUAUUGCAUUGCCAUGUCACAUUUUGUCUCUUCAGAUAUUCUCCAUGUGGUAUUUACAGUCUACGGUCUCUUUAAUAUUUAAAGGUAACAUCAAGAACUUUUUCUUCUUAAAACAAUUUGUACACUGACACACUGCAGUUUGUUUUGACUCCUUGGGGUUAUUCUUGUGGGACAUUUAUUGUGAGAUGUGUAUAUAUACAAGGGUGCUUUUGCAUGUAGUUACAUCAGGCAUGAUAAAGUUCCUAUUAUAAAAGGAUUUUAGAUUUUUUUCUAAUCUUAUUAUAUCCUUCAUUUCUACCAUUCUGUCCUGCACUAUUUUAAUAAUAAUAUAUGUAUUGGGGAGAUUUUUCUCAUUUUUUUUCCUUAACCCUAACACUCCUCAGUCCUCCAACAGGUGAAGGAUUGAGGAGGGUUAGGGUUAAGGAUAAAAUAUCCUGCCUGUCACAAGUCCAUGGGUUGGAAUACAUCUAUCUUUUAAAACAUAAAAUGUCCAUACUGAAGCAAUUAAAAGGGCAACUAAAAUUCAUGGUGUUGGUUUCUACACAAUGUUUGCAUAUGCCGUGACUGUCAAAUAUAUCUACAGAAUGACUGGA
Messenger RNA from Acanthaster planci (crown-of-thorns starfish), 1541 nucleotides. RefSeq names its product SYF2 pre-mRNA splicing factor (gene syf2). The record is from RefSeq and is a predicted model, not a curated record. Lineage: Eukaryota; Metazoa; Echinodermata; Asteroidea; Valvatida; Acanthasteridae. Gene Ontology annotation, cellular component: catalytic step 2 spliceosome; post-mRNA release spliceosomal complex; Prp19 complex.